GAGCAGAAGUCGGGUGAAACAAACAGAACGGAAGUCUGGUGUACCUCACAGAGCGGAAGUCGGCUUUGUAACAGUUUCCGGGAGGGGGAGUAUAUAGAGGAACACAGGGGUCUGUACAAGGACGUGAUGAUGGAGAAUCGCCGGCCCCUCACAUCACUGGAUGGGCCCAGUAACAGAGAUACCCCAGAGAGAUGUCCCCGUCCUCUGUAUUCCCAGGAUUGUACCGAGGAGAAUCACAGGACCCCACAGGAGGAUCAGUCUGAAUACUUGUCUGAUAUAAAGCUACAAGUUAUAAAGGGAGAAGAAGAGACAUAUGUGACUGAUAUAAAGGAAGAAGAUAUAGAUGGAGAAGAGACGUAUGUGACUGAUAUAAAGGCAGAAGAUACAGAGGGAGAAGAAGAGACGUAUGUGACUGAUAUAAAGGCAGAAGAUAUAGAGGGAGAAAAAGAGACAUAUGUGACUGAUAUAAAUGCAGAAGAUAUAGAUGGAGAAGAAGAGACGUAUGUGACUGAUAUAAAGGCAGAAGAUAUAGAGGGAGAAGAAGAUACGUAUGUGACUGAUAUAAAGGCAGAAGAUAUAGAGGGAGAAGAAGAGACGUAUGUGACUGAUAUAAAGGCAGAAGAUAUAGAGGGAGCAGAAGAGACGUAUGUGACUGAUAUAAAGGCAAAAGAUACAGAGGGAGAAGAAGAGACGUAUGUGACUGAUAUAAAGGCAGAAGAUAUAGAGGGAGAAGAAGAGACGUAUGUGACUGAUAUAAAGGCAGAAGAUAUAGAGGGAGAAGAAGAGACGUGUGUGAGAGGUGAUCAGCAGUGUAAGGAGGAGGAGAUCCCUACAGAUACCAGCACAGCAGAUGCAGACUGCUACAAGAAUACUUCAGGUGGUCAUCUCCGUUUAUCUGCAGAAGGUGGAAUAAAGGAUGACAUCAAAGGAGAUUCUACAAGAGAAAAUUAUUUGACACCGAUGAUAAAUUCAGUGCUACUUGCUUCAUAUAUGUCAUCUGGCACUGUUUAUCAUGAGGGAUGUUCUCCUCCUAACUCUAUUACAGCUCUUACAGUGGAGAACACAUUUCCCUGUUCUAUAGAUACCAACUGUUUUACCCAGAACACACAAUUUAAUACCCAUCAGCCAGCUAAGACAGGAGAGAGGCCAUUUUCAUGCCCUGAGUGCGGGAAAUGUUUUACACGGGAAUCACAUUUUGUUAUACAUCAGAGAAGUCACACGGGUGAGAGACCAUUUAUAUGCUCUGAGUGUGGGAAAUGUUUUAUGCAGAAAUCACAUCUUGUUGCACAUCAGAGAAGUCACACAGGUGAGAAGCCAUUUUCAUGUGCCGAGUGCGGGAAGUGUUUUAUACAGAAAUCAUCUCUUGUUACACAUGAGAAAAGUCACACAGGUGAGAAACCAUUUCCAUGCUCUGAGUGUGGGAAAUGUUUUAUACAGAAAUCAAAUCUUGUCACACAUCAGAGAAUUCACACUGGUGAGAAGCCAUUUCCAUGUUCUGAGUGUGGGAAAUGUUUUGCACACAAAUCACAUCUUGUUAGACAUCUGAGAAGUCACACAGGUGAGAAGCCAUUUCUAUGCUCUGAGUGUGGGAAAUGUUUUACACUGAAAUCAAAUCUUAUAACACAUAAGAGAAGUCACACAAGUGAUAAGAUAUGUCCUUGCUCUGAGUGUGGGAAAUGUUUUACACAGAAAACUGACCUUGCUAUACAUCAGAGAAGUCACACAGGAGUGAAGCGGUUUCCAUGCUCUGAGUGUUGGAAAUGUUUUAAACACAAGUCAGCUCUUGUUGCUCAUAUGAAAAUUCACACAGGUGAGAAUCUGUUUUCAUGUCCUGAGUGUGGGAAAUGUUUUACACGGGAAUCACAUUUUGUUAUACAUCAGAGAAGUCACACGGGUGAGAGACCAUUUAUAUGCUCUGAGUGUGGGAAAUGUUUUAUGCAGAAAUCAAAUCUUGUUGCACAUCAGAGAAGUCACACAAGUGAGAAGCCAUUUUCAUGUGCCGAGUGCGGGAAGUGUUUUAUACAGAAAUCAUCUCUUGUUACACAUGAGAAAAGUCACACAGGUGAGAAACCAUUUCCAUGCUCUGAGUGUGGGAAAUGUUUUAUACAGAAAUCAAAUCUUGUCACACAUCAGAGAAUUCACACUGGUGAGAAGCCAUUUCCAUGUUCUGAGUGUGGGAAAUGUUUUGCACACAAAUCACAUCUUGUUAGACAUCUGAGAAGUCACACAGGUGAGAAGCCAUUUCCAUGCUCUGAGUGUGGGAAAUGUUUUACACUGAAAUCAAAUCUUAUAACACAUAAGAGAAGUCACACAAGUGAUAAGAUAUGUCCUUGCUCUGAGUGUGGGAAAUGUUUUACACAGAAAACUGACCUUGCUAUACAUCAGAGAAGUCACACAGGAGUGAAGCGGUUUCCAUGCUCUGAGUGUUGGAAAUGUUUUAAACACAAGUCAGCUCUUGUUGCUCAUAUGAAAAUUCACACAGGUGAGAAUCUGUUUUCAUGUCCUGAGUGUGGGAAAUGUUUUACACGAGACUCGCAUCUUGUUAGACAUCAGAGAAGUCACACUGGUGAAAAACCAUUUCCAUGUUCUGAGUGUGGGAAAUGUUUUACACAGGAGUCACAUCUUGUUAGACAUGAAAAAAGUCACAGGUGAUAAAUUAUUUCCAUAUUCUGAGUUUAGGAAAUGUUUUAUACUGGAAUCGCAUCUUGUUAAGGAACUCACCGAAUUGUGAGUCCUUGAAGUGACUUGUCGGGUUUAAUACUAUUUAGGUCGAGUGCAAAGUCUACCUGGUUUCAGAUUUCUACCACGGAAUCCCAAAAGGAGUUUUGGUUUUUGCUGCGGACACCCUUCAGGUCACGACACACUUGGUAGGAACCAGACGUGGUUAGCUGGAACCAAAAGGACACUAACAGAAGUGUAAGAUUCUAACAAAAUUCUGUGGCCAGGCCGGUUCCUCUAAACUUUUAUAUACCUGGCGAACCUGCUUCAGAAGAGUAGAUCAGAAUGUCAUCCAGGUACGCUAUUGCAAUCUAUCCUAAAAAGUCACUUAGAACAUCCGUUAUUAGGUCCUGAAAGACCAUUGGGGCAUUGCAGAUCCUCAGUGAUAUUCAUAAUGACCUUUGUGAGUACAGAACCCUGUCUUCCGCUUGUCCCUCUCAUCCACAUUAAACAAUAAGCCUCUUGCAGAUCAGUUUUAGUAAAUACUGAUACCUCUGUCAAUUGAUCAAACCGUUCUGGGAUCAGCAAUGGGUAUUGGUUCUUUUCUAGUCAUUUUACUGAGGCCUCUGAAACCAAUACAUGGUCUCAGACCUCCGUCCUAAUGAAGAAUAAUGUCUGAUGAAUCCCUUCUAGAGAUUCUUUCCAAGUAUUCAUUAUCUUUAAGUUCAAGAGUUGAUGAUGAAAGUAUCUUCCUCUGGACAAUUUGGUGGAAGAUAUCCAAUCAAAUAUGCAAUCCCAGGUUCUAUUGGGCGGCAUUGAGUCUGUUACCUUUUUACAGAAGGACAUGACUUAUAUCCUCAUUGGCUACUAGAAUACUUUGAAAAGGCUUAAUCAUAUGGGCAACUUAGGACCACUUCUGGUACAUUAGUCUUGCCGGAGAUGGAUAAGACCAGUUGUCCAGUCAAAACUGGGUUACGCUUAUCCUGGGAAUUCUAGGGUCAGAUGGUAAGAGGAAGACAUAAAAGGGAAUGGUCUCUGACUGUAGCCAUUAAUGUGUGUGGAAUACAAGGUACAAGAAGGAAACCUCUAUCCAAGUGGUGAACAUUGACUUUUAUUGUCUUUAUAUCAAAUGUUUAAAUUUGUAAACCACAGAAAUGUAUUUGGAGGAUGUGAAUUAGUGAAAAUAAAAAUGACAGUAAUUCC
Pseudophryne corroboree (corroboree frog) is the source of this 3861-nucleotide messenger RNA. Its product is annotated as zinc finger protein 271-like. Bases 127 to 2652 code for a protein of 841 amino acids. Gene Ontology annotation, cellular component: nucleoplasm. Lineage: Eukaryota; Metazoa; Chordata; Amphibia; Anura; Myobatrachidae. The transcript is spliced from 5 exons. Gene Ontology annotation, molecular function: DNA-binding transcription repressor activity, RNA polymerase II-specific; RNA polymerase II cis-regulatory region sequence-specific DNA binding. The record is from RefSeq and is a predicted model, not a curated record. Gene Ontology annotation, biological process: regulation of transcription by RNA polymerase II.